Molecule: messenger RNA, 616 nt
Organism: Periconia digitata
Lineage: Eukaryota; Fungi; Ascomycota; Dothideomycetes; Pleosporales; Periconiaceae
Source: the annotation of a GenBank genome assembly
AUGAAUCUAACCAAUGAAUGGCCAAAAUGCCAAUGUGUAGAAACCUUCUCCUGUGCCUGGCGCAAGUUUCCAUCAGCUUACGAGGACAGCAAUGCAGAAUGGUACCCGACUAUGCCGCGCGUGCGUCUUAAGACGUCUCCUAUCCUGUUUCGAGCAUGGGCGAUUUCGCUUUCGGGACCGCAGAAGGGCUUGGUUCGUCCAGACGGUCACUCUCCUAUACUUUGCUCCGCGGACGUGUUGAUAAAGGAGAAGCCGUAUACCAGGUUUCUUGCUGUGCCCACUGGAUACUGCUAUUCCCGCUAUCCAGAUCGUAAGCAAGAAGCUUAGAUGGUGUUGAACUUGCAGUCUCAAAUGCCAUUCUCUUCUUUUCCUGGCUUUCCGUUGGAGUGACUUCCACCUGCGCGAUCGCGAAAUCAGCUUACCAAUGAGUAAUGAUUUCCCCCGUCUCUUUUUGUCCUUUGCUUCUAAGUGUCCAAUUCCAGAAAUACAACCCAGAUUGGGAGCUCCCAGCUCAGCAUUAACGAAUUGAAAUUCGAUGGCGCACGCAUACAGUAAGACGGCACCCCGGGUGAGUCUCCGUGUACUUGCUUUUUCUCUCCCUACUCGCACAGCGUCC